Alternaria postmessia is the source of this 444-nucleotide messenger RNA. It is a transcript of the gene RPS17, whose product is annotated as 40S ribosomal protein S17. Gene Ontology annotation, cellular component: ribosome. Gene Ontology annotation, molecular function: structural constituent of ribosome. The transcript has 3 exons. The record is from RefSeq and is a predicted model, not a curated record. Gene Ontology annotation, biological process: translation. The coding region runs from base 1 to 444 and encodes 147 amino acids. NCBI's taxonomy places the organism in Eukaryota, Fungi, Ascomycota, Dothideomycetes, Pleosporales, Pleosporaceae.
AUGGGUCGCGUCCGAACUAAGACCGUCAAGAAGUCCGCCAAGGUCAUCAUUGAGCGUUACUACCCCAAGUUGUCGCUGGACUUCGAGACCAACAAGAGGAUCUGUGAUGAGAUCGCCAUCAUUGCCUCCAAGAGGCUCCGAAACAAGAUUGCCGGAUACACCACUCACUUGAUGAAGCGUAUCCAGCGCGGUCCCGUUCGUGGUAUUUCCUUCAAGCUCCAAGAAGAGGAGCGUGAGCGAAAGGACCAGUACGUCCCCGAGAUCUCCGCUCUCGACUUCACCCAGAACAGCGAGUCCGGCUCGCUCGACGUCGACCAGGAGACCAAGGACCUCCUCAAGUCCAUGGGCUUCGACAGCAUCCCCACCAACGUUAUUGCCGUUUCCCAACAACAAGUUGUCGAGCGCGGUCCCCGCCGCUUCAACGACCGCCCCGCCCGCUCGUAG